Molecule: messenger RNA, 1416 nt
Organism: Cylindrotheca closterium
Lineage: Eukaryota; Bacillariophyta; Bacillariophyceae; Bacillariales; Bacillariaceae
Source: the annotation of a GenBank genome assembly
AUGCCUGGAGGAAAAUUGCAGAAUCAACGAUAUCGGGUGGCAUUCAUCCUGUGUCUAGCCAAUGCUUUAUGCUAUGCUUGCCGAAUGAAUAUCGGGAUUGCCCUUCCCCACUUUGUUCCCGACAAUGGGGAUCGAGGUAUUGUUCUAUCGGCAUUCUUUUAUGGCUACAUAUGUACUCAGGUUCCAGCUGGCUACUUUGCCAAGCGAGUUGGCGUCAAGCAAGUCUUGGCCACUGGUGUUUUGGUGUGGACCUUUUGUGACUUUUUCACCAUAUUAACCUAUCCAUCUUUGUUCUUAUUGAGUUUGGUUCGAGCUGGAAUGGGAUGUGGUGAGGGUGUCACUAUGACUAGCCUGCAUAUCUUUGCUUCUUAUUGGUUUCCCGCAAAUGAACGAGCUACCCUUGUAGCCAUGGUCACCAGUGGUUCAGAUUUGGGAAAUAUUUUGGCACUAUUGAUUUCUCCUUGGCUUAUUCAGAUGACCGAUGGCCGAUGGCAAGUUAUUUAUAUUGUCUUUUCGAUCCUCUCCAUGGUAUGGCUUGUAUUUUUCAUGAGACAUGUCACGAGCAAUCCGCAAGAGCAUUCAUUAGUUUCCAAGCUGGAACUGGACUUGAUUCAACUUGGAUCAGCGGGGCUGCCAAUAAUCGAGGAGACGUACUCAUCCUCGUCAUCACAGGGCAAAAUCAAGAAAGCUACCAUGCCUUGGCGUAUUCUCUUGACCAGCCGCCAUCUUUGGGUCAUUUAUGCUUCACAUUUUGCAGCAAACUACAGUUGGUAUAUCCUCUUGUGCUGGCUGCCUACCUACUUGACGGAAGCCUUGGGGUGGAACCUGUCGGAACAUCCAGGACUGACGGUUGCUCCUUAUGUGUGUGGAUAUCUUGGCCUCCUUCUAUCCGGCCGGUUGUCAGAUUUCCUCAUUACAGAACGGAAGAUUCCAACUUUGUAUGUUCGAAAAAUGAUGCAUAGCAUUGGAAGCUUCUUGCCUGCCGCUUUUCUUUACGUGUUACCAUACACUCCUCCGUCGGCUUCUAUCACUGCCAUUGGACUAUUGUCGGGAUGUUUGUUCUUUGGCAGGGCUUGCACUUCUGGUUUUUGGAUCAAUAUGAUUGACGUUGGUGGACCCGAUCAUGCCGGAUCCAUCAUGAGCAUCUCCAAUUCAAUUGGAACGCUUCCCGGCAUUUUGGGAAACGUGGUGACCGGGUACUUGUUGCAGCAGCAGCAGCAGCAAGGGACCAGUGGGAAGGAAUCGAGUUGGAUCCCCGUCUUCCAUUUGGCGUCUGCUGUGUCGGCAAUUGGUGGCGUUAUUUUUCUGUUCGGUGCCACUGAUCGCAAUGUAUUCGAUACUGUUCAGUUAAGAAAGCACAAGGAUGAUGACGAAGGCGUAGAAUUCGACCGAGAUCCACUUCUAUUGGAAUCUUGA